Molecule: messenger RNA, 1235 nt
Organism: Balaenoptera acutorostrata (minke whale)
Lineage: Eukaryota; Metazoa; Chordata; Mammalia; Artiodactyla; Balaenopteridae
Gene: GRAMD2A
Product: GRAM domain containing 2A
Biological process (GO): regulation of store-operated calcium entry
Cellular component (GO): organelle membrane contact site; extrinsic component of cytoplasmic side of plasma membrane; endoplasmic reticulum membrane
Molecular function (GO): phosphatidylinositol-4,5-bisphosphate binding
Source: RefSeq, a predicted model, not a curated record
AGUGGGCAUUCGGUCCUGUGGCGGGGUCCCCGGCGCUCGCUGGAGGCUUCGCGAUGACCGCUCUGAGCCCGGGCGAGGCCGCCAAGGCGGGCAGUGUUCAACAGAUGCACGGAAAGACGGCUUCUUUGAAGAGCACGGAGAAACUAGGCAGGGUCCAGAGACCCCGAGGCUCCAGUCUGCACUGGCCAGAAGGCUUGAAGGGCGAAGACAUAAAGAAGUGCGGCCGAGAAGGGACGCUACUCAGAAAAUACAACCAGCAAUAUCACAAGCUGUUUAAGGACAUCCCUUUGGAGGAGGUGGUUCUCAAAGUGUGCUCCUGCGCCCUCCAGAGGGACCUCCUUCUCCAGGGCCGGCUCUACAUCUCCCCCAACUGGCUCUGCUUCCAUGCCAGCCUCUUUGGCAAGGAUAUCAAGGUGGUCAUUCCCGUGGUGUCUGUGCAAAUGAUCAAAAAACACAAGAUGGCGCGGCUCCUUCCCAAUGGCCUGGCCAUCACCACCAACACCAGCCAGAAGUAUGUCUUUGUGUCACUGCUCUCCCGGGACAGUGUAUAUGACAUGCUGAGGAGGGUCUGCACCCACCUACAGCCUUCCAGCAAGAAGAGUCUGAGUGCAAGAGAAUUUCUAGAGGAACCUGAGUGCAAAUCUCCGGAAGUCCUCAUCCCUGAGAUGAAGUGGAGAAAAGUGUGCCCUGUCUCCAGGUCACUGUCCCUCCCAGACAACAUCCCUUGUAUCCCUCGGGCAUCCAUGGACUCCACGGAUGACUUCUUCCCCUCCAGGAAGCCUCUGGGGUCUGGUGAGUUCAGCGUGCUUGUCCAUGGCAACUGCUUGCAAAGACCAGGCUUUCCCGCCUCCCACUUCUGCAAAAAGAGGUCAUCACAGCCAGCAGGGCUUCUGAGAGUUGUUUCUUUCUUUCUCCAAAUCCAUAAGGGAAAGCCAAGAGCCCAAGCGGCUUCAGAGAAUACGGGUGGGGGAGUGGGCUGGGGUCCUGCCUUCUGCCCCAGGAAGAUGCCUAACGAUCCUGUUGCAGAGAAUGCAGACUGUGAGGAGGAGAAGCUGGAGGAGGAGCCCAAGAGCAACAGGGAGCUGAGGCUCUGGGAUCACGGGCUCCUGAAGGUCUUCUUCGUGCUGAUCUGCUUCUUGGUCAUGUCUUCGUCGUACCUGGCGUUCCGCAUCUCCCGGCUAGAACAGCAGUUAUGCUCCCUGAAUUGGGGCAGCUCAGUCCCUGGGCACAGGUGA